ACACGUGUCGUCGGUGGCGCCGGUGCCCUGCCAGGGGCCUGGCCCUGGAUCGUCAGUAUCCAGCACCCCUGGAUACCAGGCCUGAAGCAUCUGUGUGGAGGGUCACUCAUCAGCACACAGUGGGUCCUCACAGCAGCCCACUGCUUCGACAAGGUCACGGAAAUCAGCAUGGUGUAUGUGGUGACUGGGGCCACCCAGUUGAGUCAACCGGGCUCUGGGGCACAAGUGCGCCAUGUCAAGCAGGUGCUGAUUCACCAAUACUACAACUCUGCUGACAUGAGCUACGAUAUUGCCCUGAUGGAAUUGGACCAUCCGGUCCAGUGCAAUCGCUACAUCCAGCUGGCCUGUGUGCCCGACGCCACACUGAAAGUGUCAGAGCUGCAGAACUGCUGGGUGGCUGGCUGGGGUUCCACUGCUCCAAGAGCUCAAAAAUCAAGUGAUCACUUGCAAGAGGCCAAGGUCCAGCUCAUCGAUGUCCAGCUCUGCAACAGCAGCCGCUGGUACAUAGGGAAAAUCCACACCCACAACUUGUGUGCUGGUUACCCACAGGGCCUCAUCGACCCCUGCCAGGGUGACAGUGGUGGUCCUCUCAUGUGCCAAGAGAAAAACAGUGACUACUGGUGGGUCAUUGGAAUAACCAGCUGGGGAAAAGGCUGUGCCAGAGCAAGGCGUCCUGGAAUCUACCUCUCCACGCAGCACUUCUAUGACUGGAUUGAUUUCUACAUGAACCUGAGCCCAGAUGGAAGUUCCUCUCCAUCAUCUCGGCCAUGGGUAAGAUCAACACUCUCUCCAAAACCAACUCCAAUACCAACAUUGGGCAAAGUUAACUGCUGCCCAUUUCCCUUCAAGAUUCUGAUGAAAUUCUUUACUCGAGUGAAGGAACUCCUCCAGCAGACCUUUGGUCAAAACACAUAUUGA
This is a messenger RNA of Passer montanus (Eurasian tree sparrow), 918 nucleotides long. Its product is annotated as acrosin-like. Gene Ontology annotation, molecular function: serine-type endopeptidase activity. The transcript has 5 exons. Gene Ontology annotation, biological process: acrosome reaction; proteolysis. The record is from RefSeq and is a predicted model, not a curated record. Bases 169 to 918 code for a protein of 249 amino acids. NCBI's taxonomy places the organism in Eukaryota, Metazoa, Chordata, Aves, Passeriformes, Passeridae.